AUGCUAUCAAUAAUAAAUUACAACGUCGAAGGCCUCAUAAAAUGGAACGUCACAGAUCUCACAGGCGAAGAGUUGUUUAUAGAAAAUGUAGAAAGAGACGGAAAUAUGACCGAAUACCGUGUCACAGAUGAAACACGUAACGUAGCAUGCAAUGUAACGAAUGGUGAAGUCUGCAAGGAGUAUGACGCUUUCGAAGCAGCUAUUGUUUUCAUUCUGUGUGGAUUGAUAGUUAUUACUGUGAUAGGUAAUACUCUAAUAAUAUCAGCUGUUUUGACCACCAAGAGACUUAGGACAGUCACAAAUUGCUUCGUGACAAGUUUGGCGAUAGCUGAUCUACUUGUUGGAAUCUUUGUGAUGCCGCCGGCAAUUGCAGUACAUAUCAGGGGUAAAUGGGAACUUGGCUGGAUCCUCUGUGAUAUAUGGAUAAGCCUGGACAUUCUGCUGUGCACGGCUUCCAUUCUUUCACUGUGCGCAAUCAGCAUAGACAGAUACUUGGCUGUCACACGUCCCCUGACCUAUUCCAGGAGACGAAGGUCCAAGAAAUUGGCGUUGACCAUGAUCCUGUUCGUGUGGAUAGCGGCUGGCGCGAUUACUUGCCCGCCUAUGCUUGGCUGGUACGAACCAGACCACAACCAAGGCGGUGUGUGCAGGUACAAUCAGAACGCGGGCUAUGUCGUCUUCUCCGCCAUGGGCUCAUUCUUCCUGCCUAUGAUCGUCAUGGUGUACGUUUACGCCAGGAUAUCAUGUGUCGUCGCCAGACGUCACCAACAGUUGGCAAGUACAGCUAAUAAGUGUACUAAGAAAGGCCAUUUGUCUUGUAUACGGACGGAAUCCGAUUCGGGUUCCGACAAAUUAUCACUGCGGCAAAGUGCAUCCAAGCAAACUUCGAAGGCGUCGAAGCACAGUGAUUCCACUGAACACAGGUGUCCAUGUUGCUUUCGCACAGAAAAGAGACAAAAGUACAAGAAAGACAAGGAGAGAGAAUCCAAGUUCUCGAACGAGUUCAAAGCGAAUUAUAAGUACAGGAGCUCAAGGCGUACUCACUCGAUUCGAGAUCACGAGAACAAUCGUGUGUCCUCGCUUCGAAGGGAGACGAAAACCGCACAAACUUUGAGUCUCGUGGUAGGGGGCUUUGUGGCUUGCUGGCUCCCUUUCUUCUUGUAUUACUUGAUGACGCCGUUCAUACCCAGUGAUUAUGUUUACCCAGUGCUAAUGUGUAUAUUGACUUGGCUAGGCUGGUUUAAUUCCGCGAUAAAUCCGUUCAUUUACGCGUUCUAUUCGCCCGAUUUUAGAUUAGCGUUUUGGAGGCUCACUAUUAAGAAAUGUAAGAGGAAUAAGCAUUAA
Molecule: messenger RNA, 1344 nt
Organism: Leptosia nina
Lineage: Eukaryota; Metazoa; Arthropoda; Insecta; Lepidoptera; Pieridae
Source: the annotation of a GenBank genome assembly